GACGGUUUCUGUUGCAGGUCUCCGUGAUGGGCCCCCCCGGGGCGCUCGGGGCCGGCGUGUGACAUGGGGCUGCGGCAUUCGGGGCCGGGGCCGGGGUCCUGGGGCGGGGCGGCCAGGCGUGGGGCCUGGAGCAGGGGUGGUGGGGACCCCACGGGCCCCACGGUGAGGUGGGGGCGCCGGCGGCGGGGUGGGUCCCUACUGACCCCCAUGCGGUGAUGCGCCCCGCGGGCCCCCCCGCGCCGCUCGUCACCCUGGAGGCUAUAACGCAGGCGGUCGUCAUCUUCAGCAUGGGCGUAGCCAUCAUCAUCUCCAACGUGCUCAUUAUCGCCACCUUCCUCAACGCCCGAGGCACCCGAGACGUGAUCAACAUCUACCUGCUGUCGCUGGCGGUCGCCGACCUGCUCGUGGGCGUGCUCAUCGUCCCCCUGUCCGUGUACCCGUCCGUGGUGCAGCAGUGGGUCUACGGCGAUGUCGUGUGCCGGAUGGUCGGCUACCUGGAGGUCACGCUGUGGAACAUCUCCGUGUUCACCUUCAUGUGGAUGGCCGUGGACCGGUACCUGGCCAUCCGCAAGCCGCUCCGCUAUGAGACGCUGCAGACAAGGACGCGAUGCCAGUGUUGGAUGGUGUUCACGUGGAUCUCCAUGUCCAUGCUGUGCUGCCCGCCCCUGCUGGGCUUCAACCCGCCCAUCUUCGACCCCGAUGCGUACGUCUGCAUGCUCAACUGGGGCGACAUGUGGGCGUACUCGGCCACGCUCGCCAUCCUGGUGCUCGGCCCGAGCAUGCUCACCAUCGUCUACGCCUACUCCUACAUCUUCACCAUGUACAAGAAACUCAGAAGUGGCGUGCCUAUCCACGACAAGGAGUACGCGACAGCGCUGGCCGAGGCGCUCUCCAACCCGACGCACAUCAUGUCCUUUGUGCUCAUCCUCACCUUCUGGCUGUCGUGGACGCCUUACAUCGGCGUGCGCCUCUGGGAACACUUCACGGCCUCGCGCCUGCAGGUGCCCUUCCUGCACUUUGCACUCGUGUGGCUGGGCGUGCUCAACUCGUUCUGGAAGGGCGUGAUCCUGCUCACGCUCAGCCCGGACUUCAGACUGCUAGUGCGCUUCUUCUUCCUGACGGUGUGCUGCCGUGGAAACAAGGCGCGCCUCCAGGCCGAGCUCCUCAACAUGGACAUGGACGACUAGGAGCAGCCCUCUGGGGCCCAGGACCUCGGCCUCGACGGCGGCCUUGACGGCGACCUGCCUGACGGGUGCACGGCCGAGCCCGCGGCCGCGGGGGCCGGGGCCUCAGAGGAGCGUCUGAACCUCAGACUGCCGCCCCCGCCACGCCUCUGGCCGCCCUGGUGCGCGUGGAACGAUUGGCGGGGCGGCCUCGCGUCGUGGGGGGCUCGGUCGCGCCAGGACGGCCGGCGGGCUUGCGAGGAGGAGGAGGACGUCAAGGCCCUCAUCCUGCAUGAGUUGUGACUGCCACCGGGACGGUGCUGCCGAUCACGAGCAUAGCGGACAGACGGGGGUGGGAGGGGGGACGCGCCUGGCUGGCGGUCGUUUGCUGAUGAAUCUGCUGAGGAUGUGGUCUCUAUCUGCUCGUCUUGUCUACUCUGUGUGUCUCGUCUGUCUCUCUAUGUCCGUCUCCGUCCGUCUGCCGACCUGUCACUGUUGUCUUGCCUCUCCUCCACGCAGGUUCCACUGGUCUUCACCGUCAGACAGGGGUAGGGGAAGUGCGGUAUGGAAACCGGCCCACAAUAUCCGACGGAUACCGGCCGUUUGCUAUUGUGGGGCUAUGCAUGUGUGCGAUUCGACGAGUUGUGUUCGUCCCGGUAGAUAAAAAGGCGUUUUGACUUAUAGUUCGUAGAUGUACAAAUUUUUCCCUGAAGUUACUUAAGUUCAGAUUAAAACUUUGUGCGUAAAGUUUCUGUUGCGUCAUAUUGACGCAUAUUGAUAAGAUGGCAAAAGUGUUCCUCAUAAAAUGAUAAAUGUUCAGUGUGAUUUUUUUAAUCUUAACGUCAUUUUGCGCCGGGGUGACUGCGUGAAUAGAAGUUAUGUUCGUAAUUAGCAGCACUAAUUUUUAUUCAAUAAUGUACUCGUCCUUUAUGCACCCAAUUUGUAAAGAGUUUUGUUGUUAAUUAGUUAGUUUAUAAGAUCUAUUGGUAGGCUCGAGCUUAAAGCACUGGCCUCGGCCUCGCAUCGGGUUUCCUCGCCCGACAGGCUUUGUUGUUUCAAAUUGUUGAUUCUAAAUUCAUGUUGUUCAAUGUUUUAGCUGUAAGUUUUUGUCCCUCAAAGACUCUUAAAGAAGACGUUGUCUCCUUUUACCCUGCGCCGACUGUGCGACUGCAGCGUACUACGUCAUAAAUAUUAAUUUAAGUCUGGCUAUACACUCACACAAACACACAUUUCCCCACAUCACUUUCUCAUCAAGGGUAUACAUCUCUCGCCGUGUAUCCAAAACUGCGAACCAUUUUUAUAGAUAAAACGUCAAUUUCUCCAUGCAAAAAAGAGAAAAGUUAUCAAUCUUUAGGACGGCGGUAAGCGGUAGACUAAGCUUGAGCGACUUUUCUAUUUUCAAGUAAUGUUUCUUAUGGCCGAUCUAGGCGACUUUCUUCGCCUCUCUUCUUUAACUUUCCUUAUUUUUCACAUUUAAGAUGAGACUGUGACUCUAAUGUGUGUAUUAUGAGAGUGCACGUGUGUGUAUGUGUGUGGGUAUGCCUGGUGCGUUUGUGUAUGAGAAAGAAAGAAAGGGAAGAGGGAGUUAUGUUUCUAUGUGCAUUAUUCUAUCCUGUUUCGUUUGCGCUAAACAGUGAGUGAAUUUAGUGUUUGUCCCUGCAGUCUCUUUCCUGUUCUACAUUCCGAUUAUUGCUCAGGUUUAAUGGUGCACAAGCUGGCCUCGUGCGUUUGUUUCCAUCGAAAAGGCCUCCUCUCAGUUAGGGAAUGACUCCGGGGAGCAGCGCUAGGUCGACGCUCUUGUUCAAUGCCUCGGUGAUGAGUCCGGCAAUGGAAGACAGAAUAAACAAAGUGGAGUUGCUGCCUCCCCUCCCCGGCCCUAAGCUCCGUUACUUCCCUAGGCGAUAGGAGAAGUUCCUUCAUAGAGAUUUUGUGUGAUCAUGGGUUUGCUAUAUAAAUGAGUAGGAAACUGUGAAGUACCUGCACAGAAGAUGUGAAUAAAAUUAAGUCAUCUCUCAUUUCUUAACUUUUUAUACAUUUUCCAAUCGAUUAAACUUGCAUGCGCACUCAGGUGCUUCACGGAUUUUCCAUGUUUUUAUUACUAGUUUUGAAGAAUUUUAACAUAUUUCAUCUUAUGUAAUAUUUGCUAUACAGACAAUCAUGGUAUGUUCAUUCAUAUUCUCGUCAUUUCACUGGCAUCCCCCUGCCGCUUUUUGUCGGGUGUCUAGUGUGAGUCAGAAAACAAUGUCGCCAAAGUCCAGAAAGUCUGACUGAAAUUUCACUUCUUGUAUGACACUUGUGGAUUAAAGACGCACCCUAUCACUUAUUUCUAUACGGUGAAUCAUAUCGACUCUGGCUAAUCAGAUCAAGAUCUUCACGGCAGUGCGGGCGUGGUGGUAAUUCAGUGGUCGAAGUGAGAGGAAACCAUGAGAUGUGACACUGUAGGCAAAUUUUAUGUCAUGAUUCUGCCUAGACACACGUGUCACCCUGACUGCUGCACAGGGUCUUUGGAAUCUCCGUUUCAAGAUCAGGUAUGCUGCAGGCGAUUCGUAUAACCGUCCACGAUCUGAAGGGGAAGGAGAAUUUGAUGUAGGAAUUAGUGAUACGAGUCAGUCUUUUCGGUAGUACAUUGUGUAGUUAAAUUCUUUACAAUCACUGUGUUACCUAGUUCCUCAUCCUUGCACGCGCGCUGUGACCCAAUGCGCUUGCCCGUGUUUUGUCUGAUAACAAGAAACAUACAGUUAGUGUAUUAUUGUUUAUUUUACGACAAUCAGUGAUUCGGUAAAUCAUUGUGUAGUGGCCAUACCACGUAAAAAUGUUCAACAUUUAUUAAGACUUGACGCAGAAAAUGUUGCUCGACAAGUGGCUUUCAAGUACAGUUCCACCUUUUACGCAGCUGUUAAUAAUCUGGAUGUAUUUCUGGUUUUGUAAGACAAUAUUUUUCCUCUAACAGAGAGAAAUGAGAGCUUCGGCAGCAAAUUCCUGACUAUAUUGUGUUCAUAUGGCUCUCUAGAUGAUCCGAAUAAUGUCAAUCCAAUAUUCCAUUUCGUUUCCAAUUCUUAGGACUCAAGAGUUUCCUUCGCCUCUUACUUUUAUUAAUUUAUAGUUUUUACCCACAAAAUUCUGGGUCUGCAUUGGGAGAAGCAAUUAUUUCGUUUAUUGUCUUAAGUAUUUGAAAGUUUAUUUUUAUAUGUUGGUUAAGACUUGUUAGUUAUGUAGAUGAACAACUGAAGGAGCGAAGUGCAAUGUUUCUGAGCACAGAUCGUAUAAUUUAUGAAGAAAUUGAAGGAACAGUAUAUGAUUAUUGGUGUAAAAUUUGCCUGUGCCACUUCAACUGUACCACUUACACUGUUAAAAAUUUAUAUGAAAAUUUGAUACGCAACACUGUGGAACACUGUGGAAAAUAAUCACUUACUUGCCUAAUAAUGACGUGGAAGCACUAGCGUAACUCACGAAACAUCCGUACCGUACCACACUAGAUAGUGACCAAGAGCACAAAGACGAUGUACGAUCGUUUUGACAUCCACACGUCAACUUUUGGACUUACGAAAUCUGCUGAAAUUGUUCAAGUAACUAGGUACGAAAUUUUUAACAGUGUAGAUAGUACUGUCUCUUUCCUUGUUGGACGUUUCUUUCGUUUUCUUGGUGCCCAUUUCUUCUUAAAACUAUUAGUUUUUCCCCUGAAAAUCUCAUCUCGCUCUUGUUAUUGUAGAAAAAUAAAAUUGUUUUAACUAUACUGCAGUUGGACCGUCAAAGCUCUUCUUGAUAUCCUUACGCUAUACGCUGCUUGAGCACAUUGUGUACUGUGCCCGCUUCCUCGACGAAGGCAUCCCCGCCAUUUGUCCAGAGUUGCUAUUAGUUUGAGAAGUUUCUUUAAACCAAAGUCUUUCUUAUCUCCAACUUGACGAGUGGUGCACACAAUUCAAUUCUAUGGCCUCUUUCCGAAAGAAGAAAAAAUAUACAUCUCGGUCUAUUAGCCCUGCUGUCAAAUUAUUGGAUAGUUACAAGCAGCUUUCGUGACAUCUAACGUCUAGUUUUUGGUCAGCACUCUGGUCUGCGCUUUUCUUUGUAAUCUCUAUUUUUCCACGGUUUUGUACACACCGUACAGUACGCUAUUUUUUGGUGCUAUUUCGCCCCUCUGUACUUUCCCUCUCGUACUACGCCAACUUACUAUUUGUAUUCUCACUCGGGUCGCUGUCAUGUUAACGAGGAGGUAUUUUCGGCUUUGCUUCUUUAACUCCUCGUUUCUUGCGCGUCUGUAGUCCUGAAAACUGUUUAAAACGUCGAUGCCUUCAAACUAUGUGUUCAAACUAAAAUGGGGCAUGUUUUGUUCCUGAAUGCAUGUUAAUCACAUCGCAGCGUUCUUGCUCCCUCUGUUGUUACUUCGGGUGAUAAUGUUAUGGAAUGCAGAAUCAAUAAGGUAAAUAUUCCCAAUACUAAAAAGAAUGGGUCGAUCGAAAAGAGGAAAUUUGCGUACCGUAAGAAAAACGGAUUGUUUGUUUAGAUAAAUGAAUUGCUACACUAAUCGGUGUAUAAAUGCUCAUGUCACGCUAAUAAUUUUAUACGUAAAUUAUGGAUACCGUGUAGUUCGAUAGUUUUGUAAUAGAUUUUUUUGUAAUGCGUGUGAAAACUAUUUCUGAGAUUACAAUACUAUUAAAACGUUACUGGCGUGUCUUGCAUUAUGUUCACGGUGUAUAGUAGGGGAAUAGUCGUUCGGAAAGAAAUAAAUCGUUAUGUAGGUCA
This is a messenger RNA of Frankliniella occidentalis (western flower thrips), 5903 nucleotides long. RefSeq names its product G-protein coupled receptor 52 (gene DopEcR). The transcript is spliced from 2 exons. The coding region runs from base 216 to 1187 and encodes 323 amino acids. Gene Ontology annotation, biological process: G protein-coupled receptor signaling pathway. The record is from RefSeq and is a predicted model, not a curated record. Gene Ontology annotation, cellular component: membrane. Lineage: Eukaryota; Metazoa; Arthropoda; Insecta; Thysanoptera; Thripidae. Gene Ontology annotation, molecular function: peptide binding; G protein-coupled receptor activity.